Molecule: messenger RNA, 861 nt
Organism: Rhagoletis zephyria (snowberry fruit fly)
Lineage: Eukaryota; Metazoa; Arthropoda; Insecta; Diptera; Tephritidae
Product: putative nuclease HARBI1
Source: RefSeq, a predicted model, not a curated record
AUGAGGGUUAAUCGACGACGGUUAAGAGAUGAAUCUAACCCCCUAAGUACGCCAGAUUCAAUAUUUAGUGCGAACUAUCGUUUGAGUAAGAGUGCUUUUUUAGAAGUAUUGAACGAGAUAACUCCAUUUGUCAAGGAAACAUCUAUAGCGUUACUUAUCAAGCUAGCAGCAUGCCUUCGAUUCCUCGCAGAAGGCUCAUUCCAACGUUCUGUCGGCAAGGAUACUGACAUUGCUUUGGGUAGAAACACAGUAUCUAAAAUAUUGUCAGAAAUUAUCAAUGCUUUGGAAACUGUGCUGUGUCCUAAGUGGAUUAAGUUGGACAGAUCGGCGGAGGAUUUGAGGAAAUGCAAACUACAUUUUGUGGAAAAAUUUGGAAUCCCAGGUGUAAUUGGCUGUAUUGAUGGAACUCACGUAGCUUUAGUAAAACCUUUGGAGAAUGAGCAUCUUUUUUAUAACAGAAAAGGUUACUUUAGCAUAAAUGCAAUAAUUAUUUGUGAUUCCGAUAUGGUUAUACAAGCAGAAGAUGCAAGCCGACCUGGAUCAAGCCAUGAUGCUUUUGUUUUUAAUAUGAGUAAUGCAAAGCAACAUUAUUUUUCAAAAUAUGAAGCUGGUGACCGCGGAUCCUGGUUACUUGGUGAUUCCGGAUUCGGAAUAGAAGCCUUUUUAUUGACACCGUAUAGAGAUCCUAAUCCGCGAUCACCACAACAUAGGCAUUAUCAAAUAGAAGACUUUUUAGAAACAGAAAGCACAACCCAACCUGAAGAAAUUUUUGAAGAAAAUACUGAACUCGAAGAAAAUACAAAUUUGAAUAAUGUUGGCCGAAAUUUAAGAGACUCAAUUGCCAAUAAUUUAAUAUUAUAG